UCAAAGUCUAAUAAUAGUGGUAGAUCGUCUAAUCCUGCAUCUGUAACGAAUAAAUCGAAUAAUAUCAAUGGUGAUCGUGGUGCUCCAUCAUCAUCAUCUAAUUCUCCAACCAUAUCAGCCACUUCUACUACUACAUAUAGCCAAAGUUGGAAAGUUGUUGGAAGUCCGCCUACAAAUGUUAUCCGAUCUGUCCCACAAAGUCCUGAUGAAUAUCAAGCCUUUCAUUCAAAAAAAUCUGAUGAUGAUAAUCGUGAAAAGUUACGUAGGACUCCUUCUACUACCAACACACCUAUUACCACUACCGCAUCACAAAGACAUCUCAACGGUGGUGUUUCAGAAUUAACUUCUCGACUACUCUCUACAACAAACAAUACGUCUUCCACCCCCACCAACCCAUCCAUCUCUCCCAAUAAUUCCAACACCAUCAUAACUACCAAUUCACCUCCACUACCAUUAACACAACAAAGUAUUGUUAACAUCACAAAUGGAAGUAGCGAUAGUAUAUCAAGCGUUAAUAAUAAUGCAAAUAAUGGUAAUAGUAAAUGGGGUACUUUGGGAGGUAAACUACCUGUUCCCGUACCACCAAAUCCACAGUAUCGUCAACACAGAAGUCUUUCGUUUUCAGUUGGUCAACAUGAUACUGAUUUGUUUGGCUAUGCUCCCAUAUCUUCUUCAUCUUCCAAUCCUCGUCGUGAAAGUGAAGCGGGUCUAAGAUUUGCUUAUCGUCAUGCACUUCCCGUCAUGGAAGAAGAAACUGAUGACCUAUCAAAUUUCAACAUGAAGUUCAGAGCAAGAUCUAAAUCUUCAGCUGCUGCAUAUGGUGCCAUUCCUCCACAUCCUGAAUUUUCUGAUGAUAUAAGCGAAUAUCGUAGGGAAUCUGAGCAAUAUUCUGAUUCAGGUUCAAUUUGGAAUGGUCAUCAAGCUUCUUCUAUUCAAAAUGAUCCUCCAAUUCUUCAUCACAGACGUUCGAUCCCUGGCGCUUCUGAUUAUGGUGGCGGUGGUGGGGCAAGCAGUAACAAUGGAGGCGGUGGUGGCAUGUGGGAUAGUUUUAGUGCACACAGACAACAAAAUGCUUCCUCAUCAUACUUAGCAAUGGUAGGCGGAUUGCCAGGUGAACGUGAAAGAUUGGAGAAACUUAGGCAACGUAGAUUCUCUCUUUCACAGGUUCCAACAUAUAAUCAUGAUUAUCAAUAUAUGGACGGAGGCCAAGAUUUAAGACUACAUAAUCAUCGUACUACCACCACGAUGGAUCCAUCUUCUAUUGCACACCUUGUUCAAAGAAGACAUUCAGUCGCAGGACCAUCAAUCUCUUUUACAAAUAAUCAACAAACCAGAUAUAUAUCAGAAGCUUUGGAAUCACUCCAUUUAAGUAAUGUACAACCAGCAUCAUACACCAAUGAUACAAGUUAUGCUAGUAUUCCAGAGGAUAUUGAUGAUUAUUUUGAUAAUGAUGAACAUCGUACUAGAGCAUGGAAUGAACUUGGUAAAGGACUUCCACUUCACGCAAUUCCACCACAUGGUCCAUUAUUUUUGGUUGAAUUUAAAGCAGGACGAACAGAUUUAUUUUAUGUUGCAGAAAAUAGUGGAGUUUUGGUUAAAAAGGGGGAUUUAGUUAUUGUAGAAGCUGACAGGGGUAAAGAUUUGGGUCACAGAGUCAGCAAAGAAAUUCAUCCCAAACGUAUAUAUCGUUUAGCUCAACCACAAGAAAUUACAAUGCUUGUUACAAAGAGUCAAGAUGAAGCUAAAGCUAUGUUAGUUUGCCAAACAAAAGUACGUCAAAAGAAAUUACCAAUGGAGGUUGUUGAUGCCGAAUAUCAAUGGUAA
This is a messenger RNA of Entrophospora candida, 1824 nucleotides long. The record is from the annotation of a GenBank genome assembly. NCBI's taxonomy places the organism in Eukaryota, Fungi, Glomeromycota, Glomeromycetes, Entrophosporales, Entrophosporaceae.